This is a messenger RNA of Myripristis murdjan (pinecone soldierfish), 4056 nucleotides long. RefSeq lists its product as uncharacterized. The record is from RefSeq and is a predicted model, not a curated record. Gene Ontology annotation, biological process: negative regulation of DNA-templated transcription; circadian regulation of gene expression. Gene Ontology annotation, cellular component: nucleus. The transcript has 6 exons. The coding region runs from base 164 to 1459 and encodes 431 amino acids. NCBI's taxonomy places the organism in Eukaryota, Metazoa, Chordata, Actinopteri, Holocentriformes, Holocentridae. Gene Ontology annotation, molecular function: RNA polymerase II cis-regulatory region sequence-specific DNA binding.
GGUUGGUGUGUGUGUGCGAGCUGAGGCUGGGCGCUCCGAUGCUGCUCCAGCUCCGGAGUGUGUAACGGAUCUGUCGUUUCAAAGUACGGGAAAGAGACGUCAAAAUUGUUUCUGGUAGCCGUGGCCGCCGCCGUUGCUGUUUUAUUACUGCGUUAUUGAAACGAUGCAGUCCCAGGGCAGCACUUCCUCCCAGCCCUCCUUCGACUCGCUCAGCUCCAGUGACAGCUUCUUGUUCAGUGACUCGGAGCAGGCGGAGGACGACACGGACGUCUUCCUGACUGACAGCUCCCCCUCCGUCAUCAUCAGCGGAGCGGGCGGGGCCACGACUGACCAAGGAGGGGGAUCAGAAAGCCCUGGGUCCCAGUGGGCGUGCGACAGCUUCACCGACAAAGAGGAAGAGGAGGAGUCAGACAGGUCGGAGAGCAGCAGCGGGGCUCACAUCAGGGUGGAUGAGACGGAUACCGCCAGCCACAGCCCGAAGUCCCAGGGAGACCUGCUGUUUGCCCAGAAGUGUGCUGAGCUGCAGGGUUUUGUCAGGCCUCUGCUGGAGCUGCUGAAUGGACUGAAGAGGGGACGAUUCGACCGUGGUCUGAGUAGUUUCCAGCAGAGUGUUGCCAUGGACCGAAUCCAGAGGAUUGUAGGGGUUUUACAGAGACCCAACAGCGGGGAGAAGUACCUGAACACCCUGCUGCAGGUGGAGAUGAUGUUGAAGCUUUGGUUUCCUCAGAUCCCCACCCACUCUGUCCCUGCAGCAUCCAGCUCCGCCACAACCCCAGAUCUCUCUGUCCAAGACAUACCUAGAUCCACCCCUCCACACAAGCACAGGGAUCAGCUGCAUAUUCCUGUCAAGAAGCGCAGACUCAGCUGGACAGGCACAGACUCCCCCACACCUUCCCCCGUGCUCCCCAAGUGCCCUCGCACCAAUGAAGAAGAGAAGAGUGAGAAGCAAGAAGGUGUUGAAGGGGAGUGUCCUCCUCCUUCACUGCCACAAGAUGCACUUCAAAACCCACAGGAUGCAGGCAGUGACAGCCAGCUAAAGGAGGACAGAAAGGGAAAGGACAAUGACAGUAAGGAAAGAGGCAAGUCAUCCAACUACAAGGCAGGCCAAUGCUCUGAACCAAGUCUGACAUGGGUCCAUGUUGCCCCCAUCUUGUCCCCACCAAAGGCGUGCCUCUCACACAAGGGCACGUCAGCGGCAGGUAACAAUGAAAACCAGCCUGUUAAUGGUGCUGCACUCCCUCCCAGCAGCAGGGGCAGCCCAGCUACGCAAGACAGCUCCAUCUCCUCCACCACACCCUACAAGCACCCUAAAAAUCAAAAGAAUCCAAUCCGGUGCCAAAGCCAGCCUGUUGCUGGGCAACAGAGUGAGACCUUAGAGACCUGCCAGGGCCAAAGUGCGUCUCCUCCAGUCACACUUCAGCCUUUGCCCAAGGUUUGCCCCGCCCCUGUAGAGACCUGAUGCACUAAGCAUGCGCAAAGCCAGCAGUCUAGCUUUAGUACAUCACCAGGCUUAAGCUGCUGUGAGAGGAAGAGGGGAAGAGGCUGAAGGGCUACGAUUAUAGAGGCACAUAAGAGAGGAAGGAGGGAAGGGUAUUAGGUGCUUUGGUGUGGGAGGCAAUGUGUGAAGUGAUGGAUCACAAGCAACCCCCUAUCAAGUGAGGACUACAGCUACAGCAGCUGUUUCAAAUAACUGGACAAAAUACGGUUAUAUGAAAAUCUGCAUUCAAAUCUGUAUUGAUAAUCAGGAUUCCAAAAUCAUCUAAAUAUUUGCACAAAAGUGGCUGUGGUUAAGGGGGUUGAUGAGAAACGCUUAGAGCCCAAAGGCUGUUUACAGAUUACUGAAUACUCAUCAAGUCUUUAAAUGAUCUGCCACGAAAGAGAGACUGGCAAGAAUUUGGAAGAGCAACCAACAGUUUUUCCUGGCACCAAAAGAAUCAUAAUAUCAGAGAUUGAGAAGUUGAGAGUAGAUGCUCCAUUUGCGAACUGGUGAAUUCAUGUCAAAAUUAAGCAUGAACGCUUCAGAGGUUUAUUGUGAUGGGAAGAGUAUAGCUCAAGUCAUAACUCCAGAUAGGAUUCAAUCCAGAGAGUCAAUCUGAGCAAACUGUACUUGAUUCUAGUGUUUUGGCAGCAGACGAGAAUGACAAUAUCUUUGCUUGUAGAUAGAGAUGAGCUGUCUUCAAGAGGAGUGGUGACAAAGCAAAGUCAUUCAAAAAUCUUAUAGCUAGUGAUAUGAGAACUACAGUGUACAGAGCACAGCACCUGUGUGUGGUGUGUGAGGAGUCAGUGGGGACCAUGGAAAAAAUGAUGUCAUCAACCCAAGAAUGUAAUCCAAGAAGGGUUUGGGCACUGAGCUUGCAAAUAUGUGGCAAUGUUUCAAGAGAAGUGACAUCACAGCGAUCAGAGGUCACAAGUUUUCGAGUCAUGCUGCGGGUCCGACGUUUCCUCCCAGUCCCAAAUUCUCUCGGGAGGUGGGGGGGUCGCAAACUCAAUUGCAGUCAGUGUCCUGAAACUCCAAGGAAGAAUUUGAAGACCAGCCUGAAAUAAUGACCACUCAAAGAUAGAUGACUCUUGAGUCCCACAGUUAAUUUAUUCAUGUGUUGAUCUGACGCUGCAUUUAUUUAUUGUUUGUAUUUAUUUAUUGGGCAGCUGAGUUUUGCCUACUGUGCGCUGGCAUAGAUUGGCCUACAGUUUUGAGCAGCAGCUUGGGAGAUGCUGUAUCAGUUUGUUUGUGGUUUUUACUGCUAUCAUGAGGAAAAAAGAAGGAAAUUAAAAAUAAUGAUUGGACUACUGUGCCUUUACCAAAUAGGAUGUGUUCAGAAAAGCAUUUGGUGCUUUCAGUGCAUUCAUAUUGCAUUUGAUUGUUUGCUUGUAUUUCACACAAACCAAUACACAGUAAAUCACAAAAGCCUACACGUAGUCUUCAUUCUCAUCUUCUGUUUGUCCGUUGGGCAAAGUUACUAUACAGAGAGCUGACACAGACAGCAACAUAAACAAUCGACUGCUUCCAAGCCAAUAGCCAGUUAUAGUAUUCCGAUGUCUACAUCAAAACUGCCUACCACAUUUCCACAUAUACCAACAGCAGUGGCUAAUUUCCGUCAUGUAGUAUGAGAGUGUACCCUUCUUUGGGCCUUUUCAUUUGGUUCUGCUGAAUAAAUGAAUAAACUUAACUGCACUUAUCUGGUGCUCUUGAAAACUUGAAAAACAGAGGAGGAAACAACGAAAGGGAAGAAAUCUUUAUUUUGCACCAAUAUCAUCUGCUGCUAUUGUACUCUACUUCCAAUUCUAAUCUCUUUAUUUGGAAAUCUGCUCCCAAUAUUCUUAUAAAUGUAGCACGGGGAUUUAGUGAUGUGAUUGGGUUCACCUAUACUGGAAAAAUAUUGUACAUAUUACCCUAAAAAAAAUAUUUUUAAAUUGGUGUGAGUGGUUAAUAAUCUAUUUACCUGACUAGAUAGGGGAGAUAUCUUCUGUAAAGUAUUAGUGAGAUAUAUGUACCAGACUCCUCCAAUGAGCACCACAUCUGAACACAGAGCCACUGGCAGCCUCCAUGUUACUGUCCAUGUUUUGGAAAAAGGAGUGUAGAAGCCCUCGGCCACCGACCCGGGGUCAGACUGUCCUAUCCCAUUUGAACUUUAAGCAUGAUGGUAUAACGUGUAAGACACUGACUCUAGAUAAGUGGCUGAGGGUGCCUUCCAGCUCGCUCCUGUUUUUAUAUAGUUGUGGUAUGACAGAGAAACCGAUUGCACUUAUUUUUCUUUGUUGAUGUCUUUUUUCAUGUAUGUUUUCUACUGCAGCGACCACUGCUGAUUGGUCAGAAAUAAUAUGUCUUGUUUAUUUUAACUGCCUUCUUUAAUGUUGUAAAAGCUGACUGUAGUUCCCUUCUCCACCCCUCCUUCCUUCCCUCCCUCCCUCCCGCCUCUCCUCCCCUCCCCCACUCUGCUGCAUUCAUCUGCCCUUGCCCUCUCCCUGAUUCUCUCCAUCUCCCACAAUCCCUUACUAUCUUUCCUUCCUCUUUCUAACUCUGUCUUUGUCUCACCCCAUCUUUACAUGAUAUUACUC